AUGUCCCGGGCGGAGGAGCGCGAGGAGGCGGACUGUGUGUGCUCAGUGGGGAUGAAGUUCACGUGGGACAUUAACGAUCCCAAACUCCCACAGGUGAGACACGAACCUGUCCGUGAUGUUUGAGGAGUUAUCCAAUCAGAGGGCGGUCUAAAUCAGCCACGAACUGACCCCGAACUAAACCCGAACCAACCCCGAACUAAACCUGAACUAAACCCGAACCAACCCCGAACUAAACCCGAACUAAACCCGAACCUACACCGAACUUAACCCGAGCAAACCAAUCUUAUCAAACAGAGAGAAAAUCCACCGAGUCUAGAUCAGACUGACAAACUAUCAAAUAAUAAUAAUAAUAAUUAUAAUAAUAAUAAUAGUAAUCAUCAUCAUCAUCACCAUCAUCAUCAUCAUCAUAUUUUAGUGAAAAUUUUAAGGUCUGUCUUAAAUCCUCAGAAAUCUAAACGAGGUUUGGUCCUGGUUAACAUCAUAAGACAGACUAAAUGAAAAUAUUAAAACAAAAAUCAAAUAAAACAUCGUGGAAUUAACCGUGUGAUCUCUUAAAUAGAGUAAAAACUGAAAAGGGUUUGGUCUGAGCCUUUAAAAUAACUCAAAAAGAAUAAAAUGGCAGCUUUAGUGUGGAUGUGCCGUUUAAUCAUGUCUAAAAAUACACAAAAUCUGACAGGGAUUUGGUUUGAUUUAAUUUAAACAUGUUUAGAAGAAAUUUAUGAAAUGAAGCUCUUCGUGUUUUAUUUUAUUUUUUACUUAAGUAUUUUAAAGUGUUUCAUUUCACCAGAUAAGCAUCGAUUCUUGACUUAAAAACACGUGUUGUGUGUUUUUUAUCAUUAUUUCAUCAACUGCAUGACAACGAACUGAUCAGGUUUGGUCUCCAAUUACAGAAAAUUGAUCUUAACAGUAAAUUAAACUCGAUCUGAGCAGCUUUUAAAUACCAGGUCCAAAUACGAAUUAUCAGAUAAGUUUAUUAAAAUAAGAUUAAAUCGUGUUUUAAGAUACUUAUCUAUCUUGACUCGUUACAAUCAAUGAAAUCCUUAUUCUCCAAAAAACACGUGUCCUGUCUGCAGGGACCGUCAACAAAGUGCAACACGGACAGAAAAUGCUGCAAAAAAAUAUCAAAUAAAUCACUUCAUACACAAUAAUUCUGUUUUUUAAAUCUCAAUAAUAAGUUUAGGAAAAUAUGCUUUUACACAUUUAGGAGUCAUGUUUUAAUUCUACUGAAAAUGUAAAAUGUAGUUUUGUUUAUUUGUGUGGAGCUCUGCAGAGGAUGUGAUUUCUUAAAUGCUACAAAAAGUGACUGAGGUUUGGUUGAAAAAUAAUCAAAGUAAUAAUGAUUAAAGAAAACAAAUAAACUGAUGAUUAAAAAAUAUUGAGAAGGUGAUGUAAAGACGAUAAGAGUAAAAAAUGAAGUAAGUUUGGUUUGAAGAGGAAGGAUGAACAGAAAAGGUUUGAACUGAUUUUAAAGAGAUGAAAAUAUUGAAAGAAAAAUACGACAAACUGUAAAUGGAGUAAAAUCAGAGCAGGGUUGUUCUGAUUUAACUUAGAGAUUAAUUAAAAUAAAUGAGCCAAAUCAAGUGACCGAAUUAAAGGAGGAUGUUUAAUGUUUUUCAAAGGACAUAAAAUUAUACAAACAUUUUAAAGAAACUUCAGAUCUGCUUUGGUUUUAUUAAAUGUGUAAAAAAGUGAAUGAGGUUUGGUUUCAUCUGACGAGGAGUGAAACAUUUUAUGAUAUUUUUAUUAUUUAUUGUUAUUGAUAAAGGGAUGAUGGUUGAGUCUGCCGCUGUGAUCCUGACGUCCUCGUGUUUCAUAAAAUCAUUUCAAUAAAUCUGAUUUCUUUAAAGUGACGAGACUUAAAAACUCAGAGGAGUCUGUAAACUGUUCAAAGGUUUUUAUUCUUUAUUAAUAAACAUUUUUACAGAAGCUCAUGAACGUAAAGAGAAAAUCAGAUUUUAAAAUUCAUCCAAUGUUUUUAUUUCUGUCUGAAUAAAGAAACCAAAGACAUAAAAACAGGUUUAUUUUCAGCUGACAGUAAAAACACAGUUAGAGACGAACUGAACAUGUUAAAUUCUGUCAUUAAUAAAGAUAAAAAUAAUGUGUGGAAAUAAUGUUUUGUAAAAAAAAAAAAAAAGCUUUUAUCAUUAACAUGAAAAUUAAAUUAAAAUUUAAUUAAAAUCAUGUUUUAUUUUUAUUUAAAUAAAAUCUGUUUGUUUUUAAAGGUCAGUUUGAUAUAAAAACAGAUUAUUUAGAUUCUGAUUAAAAACAUUUUUGAGAAACAACCGAUCAGAAAUCUGAUUUCAGGAUUUAAUUUCUCUGAUCUGAUGUUUUAUUUAAUAAAAUAAGUUUCUUCUUUUUUAUGUCUUUCAUUCAUAUUCAGCUGAUUUUCAGGUCAAUUUAUCUUCUCUGCUGUAAAUUCAUUUAAAUCACUAAGAGUUAAUCAUGUCAAAUGAAUAAUUUUACAUUUAUUUCAUGAUUUUAUUAACAGAAAACACAAAUGUCUCUAUUUAUUUACUCUAAAACAUUAAAAUCUGAUUAUCUGAUAAACAAACAGAUAAAAAGUCUCAAUCAAACGUUGUCAUUUAAACUUAAUUGACUUCAAUCACUUUUUACUCAAAGACAAGAACAAAUUAAACAUAUAAAAUAAAUAAUAAUGUAGGAGAUUCAACAGACGCUGACGUUAAGACCCCUGACUGCAGUAAAACAGAAGCUUUAUUUACACAUGACGUUUGUGCCGUUCAUUGUAUUCAUGGUUGACGUUAAGAAAAUAUUAAUGUUUAUUUUUAUUAAUAAAAUUCUCAGUUAAAUUCACCACUCUAAAAUAAGAGGGUGUGUUUGUUUUUAUGUGUUUCUAAACUCCGUUUGACACGGUUCAGUCCGGAGGAGCAGCCUGUCGAAGUCCAAAAAAAGGAAAAAAAGACAGAAAAGAGGAAAAAAAACUUCAGUUUAUCAUCGAUUUUUAUCUUCCUGUCAGAAACGAUCAACCAUCAGACAAUAAAACUGAUUAUUUUUGACAUAAAUUAAAACUACGACUCUCUGCUGAGUCUGUUUGAUCAAAACCUCAGAACAAGACAUGAAGAUGGAUCAAUAAAAACGAACCAAAGACAUCGCUUCUUAAAGAGUUUAAAACAUCAGAUUUUAAAUGUCGUUUGUAUCUAAUCAAUAAAUCUGUCACUGACUCCUAACCCGCUCAUCUCACCCUUCAGUCCCAUCGUUUUAGAUAUCACAUUUUUAUUCUGAUUAAAGAGGUUAAAAUAAAACUGACCUGUUUUUACUUUGACUGACGAUCAUGUUUUCCUGUUAAUUGAUUUCAUGACCUUUGACCUGUUCAAAUGUCCUUUGAUACGUUUCUUCUCAAUAAUCAAUCAGUAACUUUACAGCGUGUAGAAUACGGCAGCAUGUCUCCGCAGAGUCACGGCGUGGUUUCAGGAGGUGAGGCGGGAAAGUUUUCUCAUGCACAGCCUCAAAUCUGAUCAAUGAACAGGAAUCAUCAAUAAUCUGAUCAGCUGAUCAGUUUCUGCACAGACGUGAUAAUCAUUGAUUAAAAAUAAACUCUGCUGAGUCCGACCACGAGAGGAGUUUCUGUCCUGAAGAUGAUUCUGGUUCAUCCUCAGAGCAUCAGAGCGAGAGCAGACGUGACGAGGCGAACGUCAGAGUUUGAUCUGAGAGGAUCUGUGAUCGAUUAGAUGUAUCUGUGAUCGAUUAGAUGUAUCUGUGAUUGAUUAGAUGUAUCUGUGAUUGAUUAGAUGGAUCUGUGAUCAAUUAGUUAUCAUCGACAGCUGCUGAUUUUGUUCACAUUUACACAAUAUUUCAGUGAAGUAGCUGACCUGAUAUAGACCCACAGGACUGAAGGUCAUCUGAAGGGUGUGUGUGUGUGUGUGUGUGUGUGUAUGUGUCUGUGAGUGUGAGUGUGAGUGUGAGUGUGUGUGUCUGUGUGUGUGUGUGUGUGUGUGUGUGCUGACUGCGCUCUCUCUCUGUUUUUGGUUAAACAGUAAAAACUGUUUUUUUUAUUGUUGUUGUUUUCAGUGACACACAGAGUGAACCGAUCAGCUGAUUAAUAUCAGUGAUUGAUUGGUCUCACACACACUGUUAAAUCUGUAAAUUCUGUUUUUUUUCUUUCUCUCCUUUCUCUCUUUCCUUCUCUUCGUCUGUCUGUCUUUCUUUCUUUCUUUUUUCCUUCCUUUCAUCCUUUCCUUUUUUCUUUUAUGUUUCCUUCUUUCCUUCUCUUCCUUUCCUCCUUCCUUACCUUCUUUUCUUUCAUGUCUUCUAUCCUUCUCUCUUUUCCUCCUUCCCAUCCCAUUCUUCUUCUUCCUUUCCUUCAUUUACUCUCUCUCUUUUCCUCCAUCAUUUUCUUUUUCCUUUUCUUUUCUUCUUUUUUCUGCUUUUCUCCAUCCCUUUCUUUCAUCCUCCUAUCAGCCUUUCAUUUGUUUUAUUCUCUCACUUGUUCCCUUAUUUAUCUUUCCUUCUUUCUUUCUUUCUUUCUUUCAUCCUCCUAUCCUUCUUUCCUUAUUCCUCCGUUCCUUUUUUCAUUCUCUCCCUCUUUCUUUCUCCCUUUCCUUUAUCUAUCCCUCUCUACUUUUUACUCCUUUUCUUCCUUUUUUCUACUUUCUUUCUAUCUUCCUUCUUUCCUUUUCAUCCUUAUAUGUUUCCUUCAUCUUUCCUUCCUUCCUUCCAGCUUUUCUUCUUUAUUCUUUCUCUUUUAUUCCUUCCCCCUUUUCACGUCUUUCUUUCCUCUUUUCCUUCUUCUUGUGUCCUCCUUUCCUUCUCUAAUUCUUCCUCUCUCUUCCUCUCUUUCCCUCCCUCUCUCAGUCUUGGAUGAAAUUACUUCGUUAAUUCAUCAGCUUGUAUUUUCUUUGUGUUGACUUUUCUUCCACCUGCAGACAUUUGUUGUUGUUUUUUUUGCGUACAGGUAACGCUCACAUAAACGCUCCUGUGUGGGUUUAAUAAACUUUAAUUAUUGUUUGUCGUUGUCUGUCUUUCUGGUUGAGUUCAGCUUCACGGUGAAUAAAAACCUUUAAAGAUGUUAAAUUUGAACCUCCUUCAUUUUUACCCACUGAUGAUAAUUUCAGCUCGACCACGGCUGAUGAAACACUUAAAUAAACUCAUCAGAUCAAUACAAAGUCAAUUCAAACUCUUGAAUUAAAAACAAAAUAUAUUUGAAAAUAAAAAUAUAGUUUAGUCUCUUUAACUCAUAACUCGUCCUUCUUCAUCUGUCUCUCUCUCUUUAGGACACGAAGCAGUUCGACCCGUUCCAGGAGUGGACAGAUGGUUAUGUCCGUUUCAUCUACAGCGGUGAGAGACGUUCAGAUGUUUCUUCUACUGAAGGUAGAGCGAGCAGAAAUCUAAAUAUGAGGCCACAGAUAGAUACGCUCUCAUAGGUGGAGCUACGGUGGCCUUGAGGACACAAAACAAACAGGUUCUCUGUAAGAUCCAAGACUGUAAGAAAACACAGAGUUACUUUAAGAAAUUUACCGUCCGGUUAAAUCGAAGUCAUGAGAGAAAAUGGCCGCUCCAUUAGCUGUGUGAACUAAAACAUGAACUUGAAGCUCUAACGAGUUUGUUUUUGUCGUCCAGGUGAGGAUAAGAACGCUCAGAGACACCUGUCCGGCUGGGCGAUGAGGAACACAAACAACCAUAACUGUCAGAUCCUGAAGAAGUCGUGUUUGGGCGUGGUGGUUUGUUCUCGAGGCUGCACGCUGCCCGACGGCUCCAGACUGCAGCUCCGCCCCGCCAUCUGCGACAAAGCGCGGCAGAAACAGCAGAGUAAGAAAGUAACACACCUGAACAUGAAUGUCACACCUGAGCCCGCGCUCACCUGUCCGCUCCGCGUUUCAGAGAAGCUGUGCCCGAGCUGUAACGCCCCGCUGGAGCUGCUGCCGUGUCGGGGUCACAGCGGGUACCCCGUCACCAACUUCUGGAGGGUGGACGGGAAGGCCAUCUUCUUCCAGGUGAGCGUCUUCACCUUCAUCGACAAUGAGCUUCAUGUCUGAACCACAUAGAGUGAGCUAAAAGAGCCUUUAGACCAGAUCCAGGUAGUCUGACGUUAUCUCGCCCGAUCUCGACCCCUCAGAGCCGAUAUCAAAACUCCCAUUUUAGAAAAAGUCGUGUCAGAACAGCUGAUAUCGUUCAUGGAGCAGCAUGAUCUCUACGAGAUGUUUCAAUCAGGUUUACGGAAAAUGUCCUCCACUGAAACUGCUCUGGUGAAAGUUUUGAGUGAUGCGAUGAUGGCGACAGACUCGGGUCGCGCCACAGUCUUUGUCUGCUUUUGAUACGGCAGGGUUCUGUUCUUGGGCCCGUUUUAUUUUUGUUAUUCCUGACGCCGCUCGGCCAGCUGGUUCACGGUUUUAAAAAUGUGUCCGUUCACUUUUACGCUGACGACAUUCAGUUGUAUUUCAUGACUCAGAGUUUCACCUUUUAUCUGGAUUUGUGGAUUGUGUGUCGCUCGCAUUAAAAACUGUCUCUCUUCAAAUUACCCGAUGAAAAAAUCGCCUUCAUCAAAAACCAUCUUGGAGCUCUGGGCCUCAGAAAACCUUGGGGUUGUUUUUGAACGAGUCCUGUCUUUAGAGGGUCAACAAAAUAUCUCUAAAGUGAGGAGAACGUUGUCCAAACCAGAUCUUGACUUAAUCGUUCAUGCGUUUAUCUGAUCCCGUAUUGAUUAUUGUAAUUCUCUGUUCAUCUGUUUUAAUAAGGCGGCGAUAAAGAGACUUCAGUUUGUCCAAAAAUCAGCCGCCAGACUUCUGACGGACACGCCCAAAUCUGCUCACAUCACCCCGUCUUAUCACGUCUUCAUUGGCUAACGGUCAAUUUUCGUAUUAACUUUAAAAUCUUAGUCCUGACUUUCCGGGCGCUUCAUGGUCAGACCCCCUAAUAUAUCACAGAUAUGUUGUGCCCCUACUCCCCCUACUCGUCAGGCCAGAACCCCCUAACGGUGCCUAAGAUCUGCUCCAGCCUCAGACUCUGGAACGAUCCGCCCCUCUCCCUCCGUUUGAUCGACUCAGUGGAAACUUUUAAAAAUCAGUUCAGACUCAUGAGUUUGUCCAUUAAGGUCUCAAUGGUUUAAUCCGGUCUAAACUAAAACCUGGACUCGUAGGUCCAGGGAUGAUUAAGGUUGAUCAGAUCUGGACCUGGUUCCUGGAGUGAAACAGGAUUUAGAUCAGACCCUGACUUUGGUCUGUUGGUUCAUUCUCGUCCUUUUGGUCCUGCAGGCGAAAGGAGUCCACGAUCAUCCCAGACCAGAAUCCAAGUCUGAAACUGAGGCCAGGAGGAGUUCAGUGAAGAGACGAGUCAGCUCGCCACCGUUCACGCCAAAGAGACGUCUCAUCGAAACCCCAGUCAGAACCAGCCAAUCAGCUGUUAGCUCUUGUUUUCUAUUGUUUGUUUGUUUGUUUGUUUGUUUGUUUGUUUACCUGUUGUUUACUCUUCCAGGCUCUUGGCCCCGCCCUCCUUUCCUGCGUCGAUCCCUCAGACAGGAUCUCCUUCAUUGAGCCUAAUUUCCCUCAGCAUUACCCAUCAUUCCAGAGCCCCGAGCCCUACUACAACCCCCACAAUCCUCUGGGAGAAGCCCCACCCACCCUCCAGAAACCAGCCAAUCCUAGGCUUUACAUGAGCCGACCUGGUUAUGAGUUCCAAGGGUACCUGACCUCGCCCUCAUACCCCAUGACCUCAGACUUCUGUGACCCGAGGUAGGUCUCAGAUGUUCUCGCAGCAGACCCGGUCUCAGGUUGUGCGGAUGUUAAUUCCGGGUUCUGUAUGUUUGCAGGGUGACCCCAGUCCUGGGCUCCUCCUCUUCCUCCUCAUCAUCUUCAGCUCCUCUCUCCUCCUCCUCCUCCUUCGAUCCUCAGACGAAGCCUCCUUCUGGUUGGAAGGAGCUGCUGAAGAGCUCCGCCCCCUAUGGAGACAACCACCACUAUUACAGUACAGAGUACCCCUGCCGUUACCCCAGCAACGCUCCAGGGUCACCUGCGGCAUUGCAGACCAUCAUCACUACGACAACAAAGGUGAGCCCAGGUCCACAGGAGGAUCCGGAUCAUCAGUAGGUUGAUUAGUUAUGGUCGUUUAGGGGGGCGGGGCUUAAACAUUGGUGUACCUGUCAUAUUAACAGCUGUUCCCACCCUCCUCAGGUUUCCUAUCAGCCCUGUGGUCCACCCAAACCCCCCCUACAUAACUGCUCCUCCCUGCUGGAUGACCCCCCCUCCUCCUCGUACUCCACGGAGGUGAAGGUGACGGAGGAGUCGGGCGGAGUCAUCAAGUCUCUGUCGUUUCCGCCCGACACACUGCAGACCAAAACAGAGCGGACUGACGGCUACGACUACCGCUACGCCUCCUACCCUAACGCCUACCGCUACGAUGACUACUGAGUAGGUUACACCUACCGCUGUUACCAUGACUACUGUUGUCAUGACUACGCCUACUGUUACAGUUACUACAGAAGACGCACUAACACUAUCGCCAUCGUUGCUUCCAUCGUGACUGUUAGCAAAAACGGAGCGGCGCCUGUGAGCUAGUUCAGGCAGGCAGCUCAAAUCUGUGCUCCUACAUUUAGCCCCACCCCCUCUCAGCAUCCUGGAGACUCUCACCCGGGUUUAGGAUAUGAUCUCACAACUCCUCGUAUUUCAGCGUGUAAAAAAAACCCGUGAGGAGAAAUGAGGGCGGAGCUUAAACGCCGAAUCCAACCAGUGUUCUUCUUCUCCUGCUGAUAACAUUUCAAACGUUUGCUGCCUGACUGAAACACUCCGACUACAACCAACAGCAACGCUGUUACCAUGACGACACCUACACCUAACACUGCUGUGCUGAGCUCUGGGGCAGCACUACCCUCACUGUUGUUACCAUGGCUACUGUUGCUACAACUACUGGCACCAAAGAUCAACUGCUGCAAAGGCGACUUUAGCAGAGCAACCCGUUACCAUGACUACAACGACUGCGACGAAAGCUGUUACUGCUCCUACCUCUAAGCCCAUCCCAGGAGGACCGUUUCAGGACUACCAAGGCAACCGUCACCAUGACCACUGUUACUACAGUUACUAUGACAACAGCUUCUACCAUCAUCAUCAUCAGGAUGAGGCUCAGAUUGGACUUUCUCCAGGCUUCUAAAGGACCAUCCUUCAGCUCCCGGUUGCAGUGGCGCCCCCUUCAGGACUUAAAGAGCUGACUGUGGUCACACUUCUUAACAAGAUUCUAGUCUGGAUCUUUAAAGACCUGGACGCAGAUCCUGAGAUCCUUGACAGCGUGGUGUCUGGAGACUUCUGCUUGGUCUGACAGUCAAGAUUGGGGACAGGUCUUAAAGGUGUCUCUCGGUGUCACUCCCCCUCUGUUGUGCAGAUGCAGCUCUGAAAAUAAGGAUAUUGAGAUUCAUUUUAUAUUUAAAUUUUAAAAAGUGAACUUGUGUGCAUUCUUGCAUGUAAAGGAAAGUAAUUUUUUUUUUUUAAAUUAGGAUAAUUCUGGCUCAUGGCUGUUUUUUAAAGUUCAUUUUCUCGUAUUUAAGAACAUUUCCAAAGAUCAACCAAAAACAUGUUUAAGAAACAGCGAAAUCCUGAAAAGUAGGUUCAUUUGUAAACUUGUUCUGGUUUUACUUCUCUGUGCAGUAGUCCAGUUCUUUCUCUUCUUUGUCCAAGUGAGACUCAUUUGACCUUGUCUCCAAAAUCGUCGUCUUCACCAGGAUCUUGGUUGUGGGUACUGGACUUGACUUAUGCUGCCUUUAAGUAACCUCGGGAGUCAGACAUCGGAGCUGAAAAUGACGUCACACCCGAGUUCCCAGCGUUUCAGUUACUAAGUCGGA
Messenger RNA from Xyrichtys novacula (pearly razorfish), 9778 nucleotides. Lineage: Eukaryota; Metazoa; Chordata; Actinopteri; Labriformes; Labridae. The record is from the annotation of a GenBank genome assembly.